This is a messenger RNA of Staurois parvus, 681 nucleotides long. The record is from the annotation of a GenBank genome assembly. NCBI's taxonomy places the organism in Eukaryota, Metazoa, Chordata, Amphibia, Anura, Ranidae.
AAAGCUGUGGAACCAAAGAGCAAGAACUGUGUCACCAUGGCUGGCACAGGAAAAGCCGGUAACGCCAUCGGUCCCAGUUUUGUGCAGACAUCCUUUAAUGAGCCGGGCGGUCUCUGUGUUGGUGGUGACGCCAAUUUGUUGUAUGUUGCGGACACCAAUAAUCAUCAAAUAAAGGUUCUGGAUCUGGAAACCAAAACGGUUCGUGUGCUCCCUAUAUUGCACAGCGAUGCAGAAGAUGUUGUGGACAGUGCGCUGCCGAAAAGAAUUAUUAACCCAAAGCUGCCUAAAUCGACUCCCAACAUAAACCUGGAAACCUUAACUGUGUCAUCCAGCAAAACCUUAAAAUAUUCUCUAAACCUCAAACUUCCUUUGGGCGCAAAGUUAACUGAAGGAGCCCCAAGUUUCUGGUUUCUCUUCACAGAAGGUCAGGAGUGGUUACUUGCUGGGCAGAAAACCUAUGGGGAAAUUCUGAGUCUGUCCAAACCAAGCCAGAUUGAGCUUGUCAUCCCGCAGGAGUUCCGGUCCCCUGAGGCAGAGCUGAAAGUCGGGGUCUGCGUGUAUUUCUGCACCAAAGACAGCAACGUGUGUACAAUGAAGUCUGUCUCCUUUACUCAUCCUUUACAAGUGAGCGUUGAGGACACUGGCUACCCACCAGCUCUGGACCUCACCUACAGCUUUUAA